AUGAUUUUCAAAUCUUUAUUACCGGAUAUUGAAAUUCCUGCAAUGGGAAUUUAUCAAUAUGUUACAAGUAAUCCGAAUGGAAUUAGCGAUGAUAAAGUAAUAUUCACCGACGGUAUAACUGACAAAAAAUUAACUUAUGGUGAACUUAAAAGUAACUCAAAGAAAUUGGCAGCAGGAUUAAUUGAUAAAGCAGGAUUUAAACGUGGCGAUGUAUUAGCAAUUAUUUCUCCAAAUCAGGUCGAUUACGCGAUUGUUUCAUUCGGAACAAUUGUAGCAGGUGGAAUUGUGACUUUUGUUAACCCUAUGUAUACAGUUGAUGAGCUUACCUACCAAUUAAAAGAUUCGGGUGCAAAAUAUAUUAUUGCAUUUCCAUUACUUCUCUCAAACGUGAUUAAAGCGGCAGCUGCAGCAAAUAUUCAUGAAUCAAACAUAUUUUUAUUUGGUGAUGCAGAAAUUAAUGGAAUUAAACCUUAUUCUUCACUUAUUUCUGAAAAGGAAGCAAAUCCAAUUGAAUAUUCACAAGAAGAGGCAAAAUCAACAACGGCAUAUUUAUGCUAUAGUUCUGGUACAACAGGGAAGAGUAAAGGGGUUGAAACAACUCAUUAUAAUAUUGUAGCUAAUUUGUCUCAAAUUUACGCUCACGAAGAUGAUGUUAAUUCUGAUGCUAUUUAUCUUGGUUUAUUACCUUUCUUUCAUAUUUAUGGAUUAAGUUGUAUCAUUCAUUUCCCAAUUAUUAAAGGAGCAUCAGUUAUUGUAAUUCCAAAAUAUGAAUUGUCAACAUUUUGUAGAAUUAUUCAAGAUUAUAGUGUUAAUAGAAUCACGGUUGUACCUCCAAUAAUAUUAUCAUUAGUUAAGGAUCCAAUUGUUAAAAAUUAUGAUUUGUCAAGUUUACUAGUAUGUUUAUGUGCCGCCGCUCCUUUAAGUAAAGAAUUAUCCGAUGAAUUCACCAAAAUAUAUAAUGUACCUAUUAUACAAGGAUAUGGUUUGACUGAAGCUUCUCCUGCAACUCAUCUCGCUAAAAUUGAUAAUAUCGUUCCUGGUUCUGUUGGAAAACUAAUUUCAAAUUUGGAAAGCAAGAUUCUUUCUGAAGACGGAAAAGAACUUGGAGUUGAUCAACCUGGAGAACUUUGUGUUCGUGGUCCAAAUAUCAUGAAAGGUUACCUUAAUAACAAAGAAGCUACUGAUGCGUGUAUUGAUGGCGAGGGGUGGUUACAUACCGGUGAUAUAGUAACUGUUGAUAAAUUUGGAAAUUUUUACCUUAUAGAUCGUGCCAAAGAAUUAAUUAAAUACAAAGGUUUCCAAGUUCCACCUGCCGAAUUAGAAUCAAUCUUACUUACUCAUACAUCAAUCGCUGAUGCUGCUGUAAUUGGUGUUUAUUCUGAAGAACAUGCGACCGAAUAUCCGACUGCUUAUGUCAAAUUACAACCAAAUGUCCCUCAAUCUGAUCAGUUAAAGAAGGAAAUUGAAGAUUUUAUUGCUCAAAAAGUUGCAAAUUAUAAAAGAUUACGUGGCGGUGUUUUAUUUAUUGAUCAAAUUCCUAAAAGUACUUCUGGUAAAAUUUUGAGGAGAUCAUUAAGAGAUAGGAUUAAGACUGAACACCCUUUUUAUGCAAAUAAUGUUGGGUGA
Messenger RNA from Rhizophagus irregularis DAOM 181602=DAOM 197198, 1626 nucleotides. RefSeq lists its product as uncharacterized. NCBI's taxonomy places the organism in Eukaryota, Fungi, Glomeromycota, Glomeromycetes, Glomerales, Glomeraceae. The record is from RefSeq and is a predicted model, not a curated record. Gene Ontology annotation, molecular function: CoA-ligase activity. Gene Ontology annotation, biological process: secondary metabolic process.